CAUUCUCCUUAUCUUCAUCCAGAAAACAACAAAAGAAGAAAAAAAAGAAAAUCUCCUCCUGUAAUCCUCCAGCUCCCUAAUCACCGUCGCCGGAGAAAUGUAUAUUCCGGCGAACAGUUAUUUUCUGUCUAUACGCAAUGUUCGUAUCUCCGAUUACCGUCGCCACGUCUUCCACGAAAACACCUAACCUUUUUUGGGCUAAAGUAGCUUCUUAAGUUUUGGCUAAUGUGCAUUAAUUUUGUUAAAUUUUCCAAUCAAUUUUUUUGUUUUGGGGAGGUUUGUGUAUUUGUGUAAAUUCUUUUCCUUGGAGUAAGGGAUUUUUGGAUGUACAUGCAGAAGAAAUCAGAGUCAUUAAUUGAUUAGACUCUUUCAGCUCAUUUUAGGCUCUAAAGAUUUUGAUCGUAACUGAACAUAGAGCAGCAGGGUUUUAGGGGAAAAAAAGAAAAGAAAAGGGAAGCUCUAACCUUUUUUCUGAUGAAGGUUCAGCCGAUCGACAUCGAUUCACAAGCACAAAAUGAAACUGUUCCGGUACGAGUCGAACCGGUCAAGCCGGUUCUUAAAUCGCGUCUAAAGAGACUCUUCGACCGGCAGUUUCCAAGUGUUCUGAGAAUAUCAACAGCGGAGAAGCCGAGUAUUGGUGAAACUCAGUUUAAUACUAGCAAAGAUGGAGGGAUUGAGUUUGAACCGAGUACGGUUUGUUUGGCUAAAUUGGUUCAGAAUUUCAUCGAAGAUAGCCACAACGACAAGCAACCGCCACCGCAGCCGCCUCCAGCUAAAUGCGGGCGUAACCGCUGUAAUUGCUUUAAUGGAAACAGCAACGAUAGCUCCGAUGAUGAGGUUGAUGUGUUCGGUGAAUCGAUCAACGGUGGAUCAUUGCUUGCCGAUGCUUGCGAUACACUCAAGAGUCUGGUACCAUGUGCCAGCGUCGUGGAGAGAAACCUCUUAGCUGAUACGGCGAUGAUCGUUGAAAAGAACAAAAAUUGUAAACGAAAAGACGAUUUGAGGAAGAUCGUAACCGACGGUUUAGUUUCUCUCGAUUAUAACUCUUCAAUUUGCAAAUCAAAAUGGGACAAGUCUCCAUCUUUCCCCGCUGGUGAUUAUGAGUAUAUAGAUGUGGUUGUGGAAGGGGAGAGAAUGUUGAUCGACGUUGAUUUUAGAUCGGAGUUUGAGAUGGCGCGAUCGACUGGAGCCUACAAAGCGAUCGUCCAAUUGCUGCCGUAUAUCUUCGUCGGUAAACCGGACCGUCUCGAUCGUAUUGUUUCUAUCGUAUCGGAAGCGGCUAAGCAGAGCUUGAAAAGGAAAGGAAUGCACCUCCCUCCUUGGAGAAAAGCUGAGUACAUGCGAGCCAAAUGGCUCUCUCAAUUCACCAGACCCUCUUCGGCAUCCGAAGAUGUUUCGGAUAAAACUGAUUGCAAGGAAACAAACGAUUGCAGUGGUUGCGGAGAGCUGGAUUUAAUUUUCGGCGAGGAAAAAGAGGCCUCGCCGGAGGAAAAUUCCGGCGUGAAAGACUUGCCGGUGACUCCGUUGACCACGUGGCAACCGCCGGCGGUCAAACCGAAGAGUGUAGAAAGAGGAACGAAAAUCGUCACGGGAUUGGCUUCUCUGCUCAAAGAGAAACCAUAAAAAGUUUUGCAAUUUUUUUAUUUGUUUUUUGUUUUUACAAUUUUCACCGGAUAUAAAAAAUAUGGAUGAUAUAAAAAAUCGUAUAAUCCUUUUUCUGUUUACUUUCCCUUCGUUUUUUGUUAGCAAGGGUUAUUUUCUUUCUUUGUAAGAGGCAGGAAAUGUAUUACCGUUGUAAUAAAAAUAGUUAAAUAGUUAUAUAAAAAAAAGUAGUAGUAAAGAUUAAAAACA
This is a messenger RNA of Theobroma cacao (cacao), 1851 nucleotides long. RefSeq lists its product as uncharacterized. The record is from RefSeq and is a predicted model, not a curated record. NCBI's taxonomy places the organism in Eukaryota, Viridiplantae, Streptophyta, Magnoliopsida, Malvales, Malvaceae.